CUCUAUAUUACAGCAAAUUAAAUGAUCCAGAAAUUGAGAAUAUUAGUAAAAUCGAUCAAGAAAUUAGAUAUAUAAUUAAAUAAUGUAUGCAGCAAAGCAAAAGGCGGCCGACGCCGGCGCCGUCGCCAAGGAGCACGUCGAUAUCCUCAAGGCCAAAGCCCAAGAAAAGGCAGAGAGAGCUGCGGCGAGGACCAAGGAAGGCAAAGAAAUAGCCAAGGAGGUAAGGAAAGCCAAAGAAGCCGAAGCCAAAAUGGAGAUGCACCAAGCCAAAGCGCAGCACUUGGAGGACAAGCUCCAUGGAAAGCACCGCCGCCUCUUCGGCGGCCAUCAAGCCGCCGCCGCUGCUCCGCCGACGGGACCGGUGGCUCCUGCCUUUCCUUACGGCGGACAGCCGCCACCACCGCCGAUAUGAUCGCCUAAGUAAUUAAUUUAGGGUGAUCACCAAAGAAUUAAUGUUAUUCGUUAAUUGUGCCUUAAUUUGUCCGUUUUUGUAACUUGUGGGGUUUAAUUAUAUUCAUUGUAAUGCAUUUCUUUUGUCUGUUUAAA
Molecule: messenger RNA, 546 nt
Organism: Andrographis paniculata
Lineage: Eukaryota; Viridiplantae; Streptophyta; Magnoliopsida; Lamiales; Acanthaceae
Product: late embryogenesis abundant protein 6
Exons: 2
Coding region: 83-412 (109 amino acids)
Biological process (GO): embryo development ending in seed dormancy
Source: RefSeq, a predicted model, not a curated record